Molecule: messenger RNA, 3832 nt
Organism: Oenanthe melanoleuca
Lineage: Eukaryota; Metazoa; Chordata; Aves; Passeriformes; Muscicapidae
Gene: HSPA2
Product: heat shock protein family A (Hsp70) member 2
Exons: 1
Coding region: 1543-3447 (634 amino acids)
Biological process (GO): cellular response to unfolded protein; protein refolding; vesicle-mediated transport
Cellular component (GO): cytosol; plasma membrane; cytoplasm
Molecular function (GO): ATP binding; misfolded protein binding; heat shock protein binding
Source: RefSeq, a predicted model, not a curated record
AUCAAAGCACUUUCCUAGCUCCGAGUUAAUAGCUCCAUAGCUUUUGCUAAACGUAGGCGUGACGACAUCUCACAUUAGCACAACAGACAAGAAUUUGGAGGCGGUUCAAGAAUGGUCACCACGCAGCAACACGCAGCAACAGGGCCCCCAAAGCCGCAGCGGUGCCAUUCCCUGAGUUCUGGUGCGGGGACAUGAGGGGACAGCCCGCUGCCAUUCCCUGAGUUCUGGUGCGGGGACAUGAGGGGACAGCCCGCUGCCAUUCCCUGAGUUCUGGUGCGGGGACAGGAGGGGACAGCCCGCUGCCACUCCCUGAGUUCUGGUGCGGGGACAUGAGGGGACAGCCCGCUGCCAUUCCCUGAGUUCUGGUGCGGGGACAUGAGGGGACAGCCCGCUGCCAUUCCCUCAGUUCUGGUGCGGGGACAGGAGGGGACAGCCCGCUGCCAUUCCCUGAGUUCUGGUGUGGGGACAGGAGAGGACAGCGCGCUGCCAUUCCCCGAGUUCUGGUGCGGGGACAGGAGGGGACAGCCCGCUGCCAUUCCCUGAGUUCUGGUGCGGGGACAGGAGGGGACAGCCCGCUGCCAUUCCCCGAGUUCUGGUGCGGAGACAGGAGGGGACAGCGCGCUGCCAUUCCCUCAGUUCUGGUGCGGGGACAGGAGGGGACAGCCCGUUGCCACUCCCUGAGUUUGGGUACCGGGGCAGACACGGGGCGGGGGUGGGGGAGUUCGGGCGAAAUAAAGCUAAACACGGGCUCGGCGGGACUUUCCCUCAGGCACUUUCCCUCAGCGGGAGGGCGCGCAGCUGCGUGAGGGGAGCCGUUCCGCCAUGACAGUUCGGGGGUCGCCGCGGCGGGGGAGGAGUGGCGGCCGUUCCGCCCUGACAGUCGGGGGGAGGCUGAAGGGAGGUGUGUGUGUCUGUGUGAGGGAGGGAGGAAGAAAUUUCUGCUGCCCUGCGACCAAAUAAGGGCAAAUUCCCCAGUGCCGGGCCGAGCGCUCAGGAAUUACAAACAGCACACGGCGUGAGCGGCCGCGAACCCGAAACCCCCCCACACCCCGCGGGUCCGAGCGGGCGGAGCGCGAGGGCGGCCCGUAGCCCCGCCCCACCGGUCCGUCCCCGCUCGCCAUUGGACAGGGCUGCUGUCAAUCCCCGACAUAACGUCAUGUCAGCUGGAACUUUCUAGCUGAGGCUCGCGCCGGGGGCGGGGCGAGCGGACAGCACGAGCGCGGAUUGGCUGAGCCUGAUGGCGCACGAGAAAAACCCGGAAGAAUCGCGGCCUCCGCGGGGCGGGCUGGCGGGUAGGCACUCGCGCUUCUGAUUGGCCAGAGCGUUGGGGGCGGGCACGCUCCGGCGGCUCGCGGGGGCGAUUGGCCGAACGACUGUUCGAGGGGCGCCCGGAUUGGCCGUCAGGGUUCUGGCAGGUUCCAGAAGCGGCCGCGGCGGGUAUAAAACGGGUGGCGGAGGCGCGAGCCGGGCAUAUCGCGCCGCGGAGGCAGCGGGAGCGGGUGGGGCGGACGCGGGCCAACAGCACCACAGACAGCCGACACCAUGUCUGCUAAAGGGCCGGCCAUCGGCAUCGACCUGGGCACCACAUACUCCUGCGUGGGUGUCUUCCAGCACGGCAAGGUAGAGAUCAUCGCCAACGACCAGGGUAACCGCACCACACCCAGCUAUGUGGCCUUCACCGACACAGAGCGGCUCAUCGGGGAUGCCGCCAAGAACCAGGUAGCAAUGAACCCCACCAACACCAUCUUUGACGCCAAGCGCCUCAUCGGCCGCAAGUAUGAUGACCCCACGGUGCAGUCAGACAUGAAGCACUGGCCUUUCCGUGUGGUGAAUGAGAGUGGCAAGCCCAAGGUGCAGGUGGAGUACAAGGGGGAGAUGAAGACCUUCUUCCCAGAGGAGAUCAGCUCCAUGGUGCUCACCAAGAUGAAGGAGAUUGCCGAGGCCUAUCUAGGGUGCAAGGUGCAGAACGCUGUCAUCACGGUGCCAGCAUACUUCAAUGACUCCCAGCGCCAGGCCACCAAGGAUGCCGGCACCAUCACCGGCCUCAAUGUCAUGCGUAUCAUCAACGAGCCCACUGCUGCCGCUAUCGCUUACGGCCUGGACAAGAAGGGAACCCGGGCUGGAGAGAAGAACGUGCUCAUCUUUGACCUGGGAGGGGGUACUUUCGAUGUCUCCAUCCUUACCAUCGAGGAUGGGAUUUUUGAGGUAAAGUCCACGGCUGGUGACACCCAUUUGGGUGGGGAGGACUUUGACAACCGCAUGGUGAACCACUUUGUGGAAGAAUUCAAGCGCAAGCACAAGCGUGACAUCGGUGGCAACAAGCGAGCGGUGAGGCGGCUGCGCACGGCUUGUGAGAGGGCGAAGCGCACCCUCAGCUCCUCCACGCAGGCCAGCAUUGAGAUUGACUCUCUUUUUGAGGGUAUUGACUUCUACACCUCCAUUACCCGUGCCCGCUUUGAGGAGCUCAAUGCUGACCUUUUCCGUGGCACCCUGGAGCCAGUGGAGAAAGCUCUGCGUGAUGCCAAGCUUGACAAGGGCCAGAUCCAGGAGAUCGUGCUGGUGGGGGGCUCUACCCGCAUCCCCAAGAUCCAGAAGUUGCUACAGGAUUUCUUCAAUGGCAAAGAGCUUAACAAGAGCAUCAACCCCGAUGAGGCUGUGGCUUAUGGUGCUGCCGUACAAGCUGCUAUCCUCAUGGGAGACAAGUCUGAGAACGUGCAGGAUCUGCUGCUGUUGGAUGUCACCCCUCUGUCCCUCGGCAUCGAGACAGCUGGAGGAGUGAUGACUGCUCUCAUCAAGCGCAACACCACCAUCCCCACCAAACAAACUCAGACCUUCACCACCUACUCAGACAACCAGAGCAGUGUCCUGGUCCAGGUGUACGAGGGUGAGAGAGCUAUGACAAGGGAUAACAACUUGCUGGGCAAGUUUGACCUAACAGGCAUCCCCCCAGCACCCAGGGGAGUCCCCCAGAUCGAGGUCACUUUUGACAUCGAUGCCAAUGGUAUCCUGAAUGUCAGCGCCGUGGACAAGAGCACGGGUAAGGAGAACAAGAUCACCAUCACCAAUGACAAGGGUCGCCUCAGCAAGGACGACAUCGACCGUAUGGUGCAAGAAGCAGAGAAGUACAAAGCAGAGGAUGAAGCUAACCGGGAUCGGGUGGCAGCCAAGAACUCCCUCGAGUCCUAUACUUACAACAUGAAGCAGACAGUGGAGGAUGAUAAACUGAAGGGAAAGAUCAGUGAUCAGGACAAGCAGAAAGUGCUCGACAAGUGCAAGGAGGUGGUGUCUUGGCUCGACCGCAACCAGAUGGCUGAGAAGGACGAGUACGAGCACAAGCAGAAAGAGCUGGAGAAACUCUGCAAUCCGAUCGUCACAAAAUUGUACCGGGGAGAUGGAGGGGCUGGGGCGGGCGGCUCCGGCGGCCCCACCAUCGAAGAAGUAGAUUAAAGAGAACUGAAAUACAGACUGGUUUAUGGACAGUCACUCCAUUGUCUUUGUUUUUUUUUUUUCUAACGUUUAAAGAAAACGUCCUUGCCGAUAACAGAGUUUAUUCUGUUGGGUGUGUAUAAAGGCAGAUCUGUCAGCUUGGUUUUGAUAAGAGGGAAGGCACGUCCUGCUUUAUAAGGUUAGUAAUAGACAAAUGUUGUUAAUUCAGAUACAGCUGUUUGUAUUCUGGAUGUUUGUCUCUGUCUCUUCUAAAGUUACCACUUGACUGUUGCAGUUGACAAGUUUCAAGUUAUGCAUGAAAACCUUUACAGAAAAUGAAAAAAAAAUUUGCCAAAUUUGGCUUCUGGAAAUUUUGGUUAUAAAUAAAAUGUAUUAAAAGCAUAAA